Adineta steineri is the source of this 735-nucleotide messenger RNA. The record is from the annotation of a GenBank genome assembly. NCBI's taxonomy places the organism in Eukaryota, Metazoa, Rotifera, Eurotatoria, Adinetida, Adinetidae.
AUGAGCAAUACGAAUAGUAAUCAUUCAAUAAGAUCUACUCGUAGCUCACGUGUCUUAAAACGUCGAGUAAAAUCUGUAAUGGUGCGUGACGCGAAUGGUUCAACUAGUGCGUUUAGACAAUUUUAUCAAAGUGGGGGAAGAGAUUAUGAACAAUAUCGUCGUUGGCUUCAGACAUUAUCAAAAUCGAAUUCGUUAUCAGUUACAUCAACUGAUCUUAGUAAAGUCAAAGACGAACCUUUGGAUAUGAGAACUAAUGCAGUCAGUUUAUUUCCAUCGUUGAUAUUAUCACCAUCAUUACAUAUACAACAACAACAACAACAAUCGCUACCAAAAAUUGUAUAUACACAUAAUUCUCAACGACAUUUGUCAAUACCAAUAAACACUCAACUUGCAUUACCAAUACGUCCAUUGUCACCUCCUUUAUUGACAGCAGCAACAACAACAACAACGUUACAACCAAAAAUUCAAACACUAUGUGAUUAUUCUCAUAUCCCAGUCGUACCUAGUACAUCAUUAUCAUCAUUAAACAAUUGGUCAGUAGCUGAUGUUGGUCGUUUUAUUGAACAACAUUUUCCCAAUAAUAAUAAUAUUGCUCGAAAAUUUAUUCAACAAAAAAUCGAUGGACGUACAUUACCAUUAUUAACUGAAGAUCAUUUAAUAAAAAUAUUUAAAAUGAAACUUGGUCCAGCAUUACAUUUACUUGCUCUUAUCUCUACUACACAAAUACAAAAUUAA